Messenger RNA from Gopherus flavomarginatus (Mexican gopher tortoise), 3794 nucleotides. RefSeq names its product zinc finger CCCH-type, RNA binding motif and serine/arginine rich 2 (gene ZRSR2). The transcript is spliced from 9 exons. Gene Ontology annotation, cellular component: U2AF complex; spliceosomal complex. Lineage: Eukaryota; Metazoa; Chordata; Testudines; Testudinidae. The coding region runs from base 61 to 1440 and encodes 459 amino acids. Gene Ontology annotation, biological process: mRNA splicing, via spliceosome. Gene Ontology annotation, molecular function: pre-mRNA 3'-splice site binding; metal ion binding. The record is from RefSeq and is a predicted model, not a curated record.
AGGCUCCGCUUUAGCCUCUUCCGGUUUCGUAUCAUGUGACGUCCCUUGUCCCUACACAACAUGGCGGCUUCCAUGUUGCUCCCCGCGGCGGCUCCGGAAAAGCUGGGCCAUAAAAAAUACAAAGCUAUUCUGAAGAAAGAAAAACGAAAGAAAAAGAGACAAGCACUUGCCAGAUUAAGAGAUUCAGAAAUCACAGAAAAAAGUGAACCACUGUCUGAAGAGGAGGAACUGGAAGAAGAGGAAAAACAACUUGAGGCUGAAAGGCAAAAACUACAUGAGGAAUGGUUGCUGAGAGAAGAAAAGGCUCAAGAAGACUUCAGGCUCAAGAAGGAAAAGGAAGAGGCCAUGAGAAGACUUCAGGAGGAAGAGGAGAGAAAGAUAAAAGAAGAAUGGGAAGAACAGCAAAGGAAGGAGAGAGAAGAGGAGGAGCAGAAGCAACAGGAGAAGAGAGAAAGAGAGGAAGCUGUGCAGAAGAUGCUGGAUCAAGCUGAAAGUCAGCUGGAAAAUGGCGCUACCUGGCAUAACCCAGAACCCCCAGAGAACAUAGGAACGGAGAAAGAUAGAGCUAAUUGCCCAUUUUAUAUCAAAACAGGAUCCUGCAGAUUUGGAGACAGGUGUUCCCGCAAACAUAACUACCCAACAUCUAGUCAGACGCUUCUGAUCAGAGGUAUGUUUGUUACGUUUGGGAUGGAGCAGUGUAGAAGAGAUGACUAUGAUACAGAUGCAAGUCUUGAAUACAGUGAGGAGGAAACCUACCAGCAGUUCUUAGACUUCUAUGAAGAUGUACUGCCUGAGUUCAAGAAUGUGGGAAAGGUUAUUCAAUUCAAGGAUUGUUUGAAAGACAGAAAUGCCCAAGAGGGAAACACUGCAACUUUCUGCAUGUAUUCAGAAAUCCACACAAUGAGUUUUGGGAGGCCAAUAGAGACAUACAUAUUUCUCCUGAACGGACCAAUCAGUCAGCUAAAAACUCUGAAAGGAGAAACAGAACAGGCCAUCACGAGGACUAUUACAGCAAGUCAAGAAGACGGAGCAGCCCCAGCCCAGAUCAUUCUUACAAAAGAAAUGGAGAAUCAGAGAGGAAAAAAAGUAGCCACAAGAGCAAAAAAAGACGGCGGUCUAGCAGGUCAAGAAGUUGGGAACGAAGGCGGUCACAUAGUAGAGGGAAGAAGAGGAGAGGUCGUAGUCGCAGCAGAAGCCGUAGUUGUACACGUGGUCGUAGUAGAAGCCGAAGUAGAAGCUCCUCUCGGUCCAGGAGUCGGGGCAAAAAGAGGUCAAAUAGCAGAGGAAGAAGUAAUGAACCCCUCCCAAAAAAGUGAGAAUUCUUUGAGGAGUUGCCACUUGAGCAACUGUAGUGUUACCAAAGAUACCAUGUGUGCAGGAGAUGACUAUGUACCAAGAAUAAUGUUAUAUUGCAUUAGGGUAUAUCUUGUAUUAAAAUGAGCAUGACCCAAGCAGAACUUAAGAGUUUAAGAAAGAUGGUACAGAUUUAAUUAUUUAAAUUUACCACAGGGUCAUGGGAAUUCAAUAUUUUGUAUAAAUCCUUUCUGUUGGACUAGACAACUGAAUGUAUCCUAUGAUCAGCUAGAGAUCAGAGAUCAGAUUCUCCCCACCGUGGAAGAAAGCUCCCUGUGUUGCUGCGUGCACACACUUCUUACGCAGCAAGAAUAUGGGGGUGAAAUUAAGAUUCUGAAUGUCACUUUGCCUCGCCUGUUAGUGACACUGAGCCAAUUCUGCAUGUAUGAACAGCACAGAGGUGGUCCUGCUGAGGGAAGGAGAGGUACAAGCCCGGAGAACAAAAAUACCAAGAGGGUGUGAGUGCACAGGUGGUUGGUUAAGUGGUAGCCCACUUGGUAUUUAAUACUGUGCUCCUUGAGCUAGCUGUAGAGAUCAUGUUUGUGGUUCAGCCAGUUAGCUGGGGCAUAAAUCAAGGCAGUAAUGUUAAGGCAUGGUAAUCUAAAGUGGGUUGUUGUUUUUUUUAAGUGAAGUAAGGGCUAAAAAUUACUACAGGGAUACUAUAAACCAGGGGUCGGCAACCUUUCAAAAGUGGUGUGCCAAGUCUUCAUUUAUUCACUCUAAUUUAAGGUUUCGUGUGCCAGUAAUACAUUUUUAACGUUUUUAGAAGGUCUCUUUCUAUAAGUCUAUAAUAUAUAACUAAACUAUUGUUGUAUGUAAAGUAAAUAAGGUUUUUAAAAUGUUUAAGAAGCUUCAUUUAAAAUUAAACUAAAAUGCAGAGCCCCACAGACUGGUGGUCAAGACCCAGCAGUGUGAGUGCCACUGAAAAUCAGCUCGCAUGCUGCCUUUGGCAUGCGUGCCAUAGGUUGCCUACCCCUGCUAUAAACCAAAACACAGGAGCUGUUAACUAAGGAACAGAGUGGCUGAAGAAAUGAAUAAAGUAUGUAUAGGAGAGUAAUUAAUACUUACAGUGCUGUCAGGACUUACAUAAGAACAGAAGAAUGGCUAUACUGGGUCAGACCAACGGUCCAUCCAGCCCAGUAUCCUGUCUACCGACUGGCCAAUGCCGGGUGUCCCAGAGGGAGUGAACCUAACAGGUAAUGAUCAAGUGAUCUCUCUCUUGCCAUCCAUCUCCACCCUCUGACAAACAGAGACUAGGGACACCAUUCCUUACCCAUGCUGGCUAAUAGCCAUGAAUGGACUUAACCUCCAUGAAUUUAUCUAGUUCUCUCUUAAACCCUGUUAUAGUCCAGUCUUCACAACCUCCUCAGGUAAGGAGUUCCACAGGUUGACUGUGUGCUGCGUGAAGAAUUUCCUUGUAUUUGUUUUAAACCUGCUCAUUAAUUUCAUUUGGUGGUCCCCCUAGUUCUUCUAUUAUGGGAACAAGUAAAUAACUUGUCCUUAUACACUUUCUCCACACCACUCAUGAUUUUAUAUACCUCUACCAUAUCCGCCCCUUAAUCUCCUCUUUUCCAAACUGAAAAGUCCUAGCCUCUUUAAUCUCUCCUCAUAUGGGACUCGUUCCAAACCCCUAAUCAUUUUAGUUGCCCUUUCCUGAACUUUUUCUAAUGCCAGUACAUCUUUUUUGAGAUGAGACCACAUCUGUACGCAGUAUUCAAGAUGUGGGCGUACCAUGGAUUUAUAUAAGGGCAAUAAGAUAUUUUUCGUCUUAUUCUCUAUCCCUUUUUGAAUGAUUUCUAACAUCCUGUUUGCUUUUUUGACUGCCGCUGCACACUGCGUGGAUGUCUUCAGAGAACGAUCCACGAUGACUCCACGAUCUCUUUCCUGAUUAGUUGUAGCUAAAUUAGCCCCCAUCAUAUUGUAUGUAUAGUUGGGGUUAUUUUUUCCAAUGUGCAUUACUUUACAUUUAUCCUCAUUAAAUUUCAUUUGCCAUUUUGUUGCCCAAUCACUUAGUUUUGUGAGAUCUUUUUGAAGUUCUUCACAGUCUGCUUUGAUCUUAACUAUCUUGAACAGUUUAGUAUCAUCUGCAAACUUUGCCACCUCACUGUUUACCCCUUUCUCCAGAUCAUUUAUGAAUAAGUUGAAUAGGACUGGUCCUAGGACUGACCAUUGGGGAAUACCACUAGUUACCCGUCUCCAUUCUGAAAAUUUACCAUUCAUUCCUUCCCUUUGUUCCCUGUCUUUUAACUAGUUCUCAGUCCAUUAAAGAAUCUUCCCUCUUAUCCCAUGACAAUUUACGUAAGAGCCUUUUGGUGAGGGACUUUGUCAAAGGCUUUCUGGAAAUCUAAGUACACUAUGUCCACUGGAUCCACCUUGUCCACAUGUUUGUUGACCCCUUCAAAGGAUCACCUCUAGAUUAAAUAGUUUAAAUAUUGACGUUA